CAAAAUUGCAAUCAAUGUUUAUGUGGGAUAUAAAUCUGUUUCUCCAGUGACGAAAUGUCUUAUGGUACUUAGCUGAAUAUAUGCGUCCAGAAAUCAAUAUUGUGUUAUUGUGACGUUGAUGACGUCAUGCCCACUAUGGCGGCUAAACAAAAGCGUGGAAGUUUGUGCAGACGAAAAUAACCACGGAAUAUCAGAAUUCAUCUACUCGAGAAGGCCGCAGGUUUCAUGCUGUGACAACCGUUUCAUGCUAUUCUGAAGUUUAUUGGAAAGAUGUGAGAGAGAAGUGUUGACGACAUUGAGGUUGCAGCCUGUCUGCUGGUUUGUUUACGAUUUGACUUCUGAUUUUAAGCAGGUGCGUGUUUCGUUGAUCAGCUGUUCAAGGCUGAGCGGUAUGGAAUCAGUGAAAGCCGACCCCGAGGUGAAGCAAGCGGCCGGUAUGGCAGAAUCGGGAGAUGCAUCCAGCAAAUGUUUCAAGGUGGCGUAUCUUGGGUCAUCUUGCAUGGACAGGCGCCAUACCCAGAGCGUCCAGCCAUGGGUUAUGGCCGAGAUUCGACGGCGAAAGGAGGGGGCGAGAGAGGUGACACUCGAGGUGUUGCCCCACUGUCUCAAAGCAACAAGUUGUGACGACAUGGGAACUGAUGCAUUGUUUGAACACAAACUGCAGGAGUUGACCAGAUUUGCUAAACUGCACCAGGAGCCAAGAUGUUUUGCCUAUCUCUCUCGUCAACAGCUGAAUAGUGAUGACUUCGAGUGCCAUGUCUUUAUGGCACAUGAACCGGACGCUGUCCCAGAAAUAUUUAACUCCAUACGAGAAGCUACAAAAGACUUAUCGAAAGAAGUGACUCACGAAAAGGUUGUCAACUUACCCUCCAACAUGGGAGAAGGGACAUUUGACCAAUCAAAAACAUUCUUUGAGGUCAUGUUCAUUGGCCGAACUCAGGUUGCAACAAGAAAAGUCCCAACGUCAUUCAUCGACGAACUUGUGGAAAGGUUUGACGCGAGAGGAGAUGAGCAGAAGCUCCGUGCUCAGGAGCAGGAACAAAGACAACGACAUGCAAGCGGAACGAGUGUUCGGAGUUUACCUGCGUCUCUUGAGGAUAUGGUUUGUGUUACGGAAAAUAACUUAUGUCGGCAACAGGAACGACUUCAACUCCAUUAUGACAGUGCCGAGAGCAGCACAGAUGAACUUGCAAGUGGUGAUACCUAUGGCAGUUCUUCUGAGAAUGUUCAUGGGAGUUCCAAUGGUUUGUCAAAUUCGUGUCAAGGACCUGACCUUAAGGUCGGUCAGAGUGCCGAUAGUGACGGAAGUAAGGAGCACUUGAAUGGCGAGGAAGAGCAUGAAGUGUUUGUUUCUCGAUCGUCAAACGUCUUAAAGAAUGAAGCUCCUAGAAAUGAGGCAAGUCGGGUGAUGCUGCUGCAGAUCGGCAGGAAGGAUCUCACGCUCAUCAGCCCAGACAAGAAGCAGCCAGUUCUCGAGAGGAAGUUCAAGGACAUUUCAUUUGUGUCUCAGGGAAGUAGCAAGCAGGAUGUAUUUGGUAUCAUUGCUCGGGAGCCCAAGUUGACGUCUGCUCCAAGUCGAGAUCAAAACAAGGCCGAGCUGACACAUGUCUUCAACUGCUAUAUUCUCCGAUGCUACAGUGAAGCAGUGGUAUCAGAAAUCAUGUGCGCCCUACAGACGGCGUUUGCAACUGCCCACAAAGACAGCAUCGCGUCAAAGACGUGUAGCAGCAGCGGCCCUGCUCGUUCAGCAUCUCACAACCAGAUCUGUAUUCGAUGUCCUCUUCAUCAGCUGGAGAAACUCUGUCAGGAAAUUAAUGGUUUAAGUCCCCAUGCAGCCUAUGACCUUCUUGUGAAGAGAGUGCAGAACCUCACUGAGUGUGAAAUAGCAGCCAUUUCCAACACCCUCAAGGUGGAGAACCCCAAGGGAUAUGAUGAGAUGGUCGAGAUCCUCAUGAUUGAGUUGAGGAAGUUGUGUGAGAGGAAACAGAAGGAACAUGUGCACAUCUCAGAAGGAGCUAAGCAGUGCAAGAAUGACUUCAACAUCCUCGACGACAAGAGCGUGCUUGUGAAGUUGGAUACAUUCAAGAAUAAAGCAAAGAAAAGUCUGGCCAAUUCUUUUGAGAGUUUGUUGAGGGGUCGGAAACGUGAUGAUGCACGGGAAGCGUUCCGCCAUCGGAGUGGGACGAGUGACAGUGAGAGCAGCUGGACCAGAUCUAUGGACUCGUCAACCGCCUCUACCCCUGAUGCGUCACCACUCCCAUCGCCCAUCAGUAAAGAUGCCCCCCACCACUUCCCCAGCCCCCCUGCCUCCCCCGAGACGCCGCGGCGGCGAAGCUCAACAGUUGGUGCUAUCCCCGACCCCGCCAUCUCUGCCAGCAGACGAAACAUGGUCCAGAAGAGAAGGCGGGAUGUCAACCACAACUCACACUCCCAGAGUCGCCAGAACACCAGCAUCAGCCCAAUGAAGAACAUGUUUCUGUUAGCGGGAAGUCCAAGCCCUGGCUUUGCAGAAAGUACGUCUUCAUCACUUUCGACAACACUGCCCGAUGAGUUCACGCCGUAUCGGAAACGAAGUUCAUGGAGACAAGCUAUAUUCAACAGAGUUGUCACUCCUGUGCAGAUCCCAGAAUCUCCAUCCUUCUCUGAUGAGGCAGACAUUGACUUUGAACCUCCUCGUACACUGACACCGACUAAGAUCCGAUGUCUGUGGAAAAAAGCCAUCUUGGAAACGUUGCUACUCAUUCGAAUGGAGAAAGAAAACCAGUCUCUGAGAGCAAUCAGCAGCAACAAUAAAGGCUAUUUCAUACUGUAUGGCUCACGGUCAGUAGUGGUGUUCAAAGCUCGGCAGGAUGAGAUGGACCAGAAGAGACAGAAGUUGGACUACCAGGAAGUGACGCCAUGUUUGAAGGAUGUCACCAAAGUCUGGGAGGAGCUCCUCGCUGCAGAGAAUAGGACGUCGACCAAGAUAGCUCAAGACAAACUAUUGGGCUGUGUCAAGAAGGGCGUGCCACGGAGUCUUCGGGGGGAUAUCUGGAAACUGCUUGGUGAGCAGCAACAUCUCCACAACGCCAGCUGCCUCUUGCAACUUCCCCGCCACCACCUGGCCUACUGCAACCUCCUGAAGCAGCUCACCACUCAUCAGCACGCCAUCCUUAUAGACCUUGGUCGCACAUUCCCGAGUCAUCCCUACUUCGCCACCCAGCUGGGUCCGGGCCAACUAGAGCUGUUCAACAUCCUCAAGGCCUACAGUCUGAUGGACCAGGAUGUGGGUUACUGUCAGGGCCUCAGCUUCGUGGCUGGCAUCCUCAUCAUGCAUCUUGAAGAGUGCCAGGCCUUUGAGAUCCUGAAGUUCCUGAUGUUUGAGUUGGGCCUUCGACAGCAGUACCGACCCAACAUGAUGGCACUACAGAUCAAACUGUACCAGCUGACACGCCUGCUGCAUGACCACCACAAGGACCUGUACAACCACUUCGAGACCCAUGAGAUCGCCCCCACUCUGUACGCUGCCCCGUGGUUCCUCACGCUCUUCGCCUCACAGUUCCCCCUCGGCUUCGUGGCCAGGGUGUUUGAUAUGAUCUUCAUUCAGGGCACGGAUGCCCUGUUCAAGGUGGCGCUUGUGUUGCUAGGCAACCACCGUGAGCUGAUAAUGCAGUGUGACUCAUUUGAGAAUGUGGUUGAAUUCUUGAAGACAACCCUACCUGAAAUGGUGCAUGUACAGAUGGAGAGAGUCGUUAACCAGGCCUUUGAUCUGGACAUCACGGCUCAACUGCGAUCCUACGAGGUGGAGUAUCACGUGCUACGGGAGGAGAUGAUGUACUCCCCACAACGAGGCGAGUCUGACCUCGUCAUCAAACUAGAGGGCAUUAACCGUAACCUACGGCAACAGAACAUGGAGCUUCUGGAGAAGCUGCAGCAGGCUCACGGACAGACGCACAGCCUCGAGAUCACUGUUCACAACCACCAGGUCGGCGAGGCAAAACUCAAGUCACACAUUCGUACGCUGGAACUGGAGAGAGCUGCUCUGCUGAACGCAGUCACCAAACUGCGGCAACACGUUUCGGCCGAGGAAUAUGAAAAGUUGGAUCUCACCCUUCCGAUUUUUUCGCCUUCAUUGCCAAUAAGUCCAGUUCAUGGAUUCAUUAACCAUAGACUUCCUGUGUCCAAAUCAGCCAAUCAGCCCUUAGCUGAUGAGCAUAGUGGGAAAACUUCGCGGCACACAGACAGUACAAAACAGGACCAAAAACCAAGACAUGCGGGACUUACAAAGCACAGUUCUCAUUAGCGUGUAUUGUGGUGUGGUGGUUGGAUGGAGGUAGAUUUGGCUUGUCAAUUCAAUUCGUGAAUGUUAUUGUAACAUACUUUGAACUGAGCAGGCCUGAAAGUGUUGAUACUCCAUGUUAUUUCUCUGCUAUGUUCAUAGGUGUAUUGAUCUGAAGAUAUUAAGAUACUAUUUUUAUGGGGAAAUAAUAUACACCUGAAUCUCAUUACACAGUGCAAUAUCUUUGCUCAAGUCUUCGCUUGGGAGCUUAGAACAAUUUUUGAGUCCUAUGCCAGUUACGAAACACAUGCUCAAGAACAAAAUAUGUUAUUUUAUAGAAAUCUAUUGGUUCUACAAGUUAAGAAUGACUUUUACUUGACCGCGGUAGUGUUCACAUGUUACAGACUAAUACGAUCUGGAUCUCUCCGUCAGAGAUUAGCUCAGUAGCUAGUGCUGUGCCAUCAUAACAAGACUCAAGUUUGUUUCCAGAUUGGGUAUGGAAUACGAGCUCAUUGUUUAUGUCCCCUGUUGACAGCCUGCGUAAGGCCCUACUACUCACAAUCACAAGGAUAGCUUCCAUUCCAGAACCCAAAUCAAGACAGUUCAUCUCUAUGGAACUGGGCACACACUCCUGGUUGUCUGGUGCCUUUUGACCUUGACCACUUGGCAGUUGUGUUACUUUUGCAUUUACAAGCAGAUGUGAUCAGUUUGUGCUGAGAGAAGAUUCAAAGAACUAAGGAGAUCAGCUUCUGAUGAGUAUUUGAGCGUUGCCCGUUGAGCAUUUGAUUUCAAUUUUUUACCUUGGUGUUCAGUCUCAAACUGAUUGCAUUUUGAGGGCGACUAUGCUUGUCGUAUGAUGCGAAUAACAGGAUCAGGUGGUCAGGCUUGGUUGAUGCAUGUCACGUAUCCCAAUUGCGUGGAUCGAUGGUCAUGAUGUCAAUCACUGAAAUGUCUGGUCCAGACUCGAUUAUUUACAGACGUCAUAUAGCUGAAAUAUUGCUGAGUGCAGUGUUAAACAACAAACAGACAAACAAAGCAUUUUGGGUAAUCCAAGGAAGGUCAAGGUUCGUCAGUCAUAAACUGUGAUAGCCCAGUGGUUAAGGUGUUUGCUCUUCACACCAGGACUUAGGUUCAAUAUCCAAACGGGUUCAUUGUGUGAAAUACAACAGUAUUGCUAAAAGCUACAUACAAUUUAGCUUACUUGCUACUUGUCAUGUUAGACUAUACGUUGCUAUUCAUACAGAUGGUUGAAUACGAUAAUUAUAAGGAUGUAGACAACACUGUUGUGUUGCUAACGUUGUGAUGAUUUGUUCUAUUUGCCUCCUCCAACCACACUUGUAUAUCUGUGCAAUACUGUAAUCAUGUUCUUCUGUAUAUAGUUUCUCUUGUGUGGUUGUCAUGACAACAGUAUGUCAGGAAAUUUACCGUUUAUAUUAGUUUGACCUCCUGGCCAGCAGUGGAGUUGAGGGCUCCAAGGACCCGCUCCACAAACCAUCCUUAGAGCACUAGGACUACCACAGCUCCGUUACUUUUACUUCGGGACAAGUCAUUUCUACAAAAUAAAAACUAUUUAAUGAAUGUUUUUAUUUGAAAAAAUGACACAGCGAAAUUUGAAAUUUGGGGGUUGCCAAAAAUUUAUCCCAAAUAUGUGGCAGGGUGGGGUGGGACAUGAAACUUGCCUGGUUCUAAUUUUUUUUUUAAUUUUUGGAGAAUUUUUAUUAUUAUUUAGGGACUGGACACUUGUUAGGGAAGGAGGGGGAGGGGUAGCAAAUAUGUUACCUGUAUUUCUUUUUGGGAGGUUGGGAAAAUGAUAGUCCUAAGACCAUUUUGACCACCCAUUCCAACCCCGCCACAACACACCAUCACCCCCCUAAAAUAACUGACCUAUCCCUUACCUGUAAUAGUCAUGGCACUUAUAUCAAAUUGUCAAAGGUGUUGUAUAAACACAUCACAGAUACUCCUGCUGUGUGUGAUGUGUAGCAGUUGUUGAAAAAUGUUCUUUCAAAUGAUAUGAAUUUCAAGUAUGUCUCUUACAGUGUCACUGUAUCGACAUUUAUUGGGGUUAUUGUAACUUUUAUCAAUAUAUCAUUGUAAAAUUGACAUAAUAUGAAACUGAUAGAAAGACAAUGUUAAGAAGUUACAUUCUGUAAAAUGUGCUACUCAAAAAGGUCAAUGACCACCCAAUUCUUUCAUAUCAUGGCAUGAUGGAUUAACAAUAGUAAUAUGAAAGAAUUGUGUUGUCCUUAACUCUUUUUUUAGUAGUGUGUAAAAAGAACAUUGAUUAAAACUGUGACAUCAACACAGAGUGACACUGUGCAGUACAUGUAAUUUAAACUGCAAUGCAUCACAAACCUUGCGAUUUGGCCUUCUAUCUGCGAUGUGGUUUAAGUAAGGGAUGCUUCCUCGAUUAGAUUGGAGCUGUGACAUAUCGCCAAACAACACCACAGUCGUACUUCAUGCAAUGUUGUUCAUGCAAUGUAGUUCAUGCGAUGUUGUUCAUACAAUGUAGUUCAUGCGAUGUUGUUCAUACAGUGGGCUCAUGUUCCACCAAGUGUUCUUAGUGCCAAGAAAUCGCAACCCCCAAAGACUUACACCAGAUCUCUUUGUGGAACGGGUCACAAAGAUGUCAAGGGUCACAUCUUGGGUCAUGAUUCUGAAGUUAUUUUGAGGAGCGGUUUUCUUGACAUAUUUCCCUGAAGCUCUCUCCUGACUGCUGGACCUCGGCCAACCAGAACAGGAUUUAGUCCACUUUGUCUGUUAGUGUCAAUUAUGUAUAUAUUCCACCACAGCACAACUUGAUAUGGUACAUGUCCUUCAUAUGGGCUAGAUGGUAUAAAAAGGUUGCCCUGAACAAGGACAUGUAUCAUGCAAUUCUGGUUACAGGUUCAUAUAUUUACAAUGUAUCCAGAUAGAAGAUAUGUACGAGAAUAGGUGUUCGAAUGUAGCCGUGUAUAGGUCCGAUAUGUUGCUGCAAUUAUUUGGAAUGUAAAUGGAAACUUCUCUGUCGGAAUAUGGCAUGGCUGACAGUCAUUUCUUUAAAAGAAGCAAGUGAUAAAACCUUGCAAUCAGAAGCACAAAAAAAUGUGGGUCAUGGCCGUGUGUGUUCAACAUUUCUUUCAGCAUCUAUUACGUCUUGUACAUACAGCAAAACCCCAUUAAUCCAGACCUGUGCCCCAGUCCAUCUGGGAACAUCUGUCUAAAGGGACAUUACUCCAUUUCAUUACUCCAUUAUUCGAUAAUAUUGGAAUUUGUUAAUCCAAAUUAUUUCCCGAGAAUACUGUCCAAAUUAAUGGGGCUUUGUUAUAACGUGCCUCAGUAUAAUGGGCCUGUACAUAUUGUAGAUGCAAGACAGCAACACCUAUUUGUCAUUAGUUGUUUGUUUUAUCUUUGUCAACAAGGGAGUCAAUAGGUGCCAUGGGUAGACAUCAUAUGUCAAAUACCACUUGUCAUUAGUUCACUUUGACCUUGUCAUGUUUAACAUAACAAAGGAAGGACCUCUACUGGAGAUGGGUACCAACCAGUGGAAUCAUUCCAUUAUUUUGAAUCCAAUACUGCCAGGGUGAUUAGUGAAAUAUGUUAUGAAGUUUGUUCAAAAUACAUUACCUAAAAAGUAAGGUAGAUAUUGACCUUGCUACAGGCAUCGUUACAUACAUAACUAAUUAAUGAUAAAUUGUUUAGCUUGUGAUGUGAAAUUUUACAGAUUUGGAGGAGUUUGGGUUAUGAUAUAAGCGUAAUGCUAUUUUUCAGGGCAUUAUCAUUUGCAGAGGUCUUCCAUUAACUGUACGACGAAGGAGGGCAGCUGAAAAGACUGAGGGCUUCUGCAGAUGAUUAUGCCCUGAAAAAUAGCGUUACCCUUAUUAUAGCUGAAUUGGAUCAAAUUUGUUAUUAGAUAAAAAUAAACAACAAUAUCUGUUUUGAAUUAUCUACUGCAAUCAACACACAAUGAAUUUCACUGACCCACUUUUACAAACAUGAAAAUCAUAUAAAUAAUUAUCUUUAAUUUCUUUCAAAAGUUAGUAAGUUUAGACAGCAGUUGUCCCAGAUAUUCCUCAUUGCCUAAAAUUAGGGUUGUCCUCUCGUGGCCAGUGACAUUUAAAACCCUGGGCAGUAGGACAAGUGAACUAGUGGCGGGUGUAACCCUGUAACCCUGCAGUGGAAUCUCCUGUAAGCAGGUUCCCUCAAUAGAUGCUGACAACAUCACUGUGAAGUGUUCCUCAUCACUGUACAUGUGUGAUGUACUUAAGUCAGUCUUGCUCAUGCCGUGGAAGUCUCUUUAAACAUAUUCUGCUCCAAAGAAGUUAAGGAUCACCCAAUUUUUGUAUUAUUUUUUUGUAGUUAAUCUGUCAUGGCAUGUUAAAGACUAGUAAUCACAUGCGAUGACAGAUUAACUACACUAAUAUGAAAGAAUUGGUUGGCCUUAACUUCUUUUGAGUAGCAUAUAUGUCAAUUACUGUAUGAUACAAUUCAGGAUCUCAUGGGUGUUGUCAUGGUAAUUUCGCCAAGGAAGUUGUGUAAAUGUUAUAUUUAUUCAAAAUAUUGUUAGCUCUUGUUUUGCAUUUGUUCCAACGAAACAAAUACAAAGUGCCAUUACAUGCCAAAUUUAUGUUAGACAUGAUGAAAACAUUAAACUGACAUAUCUAUUGAAACUUUUGUUUUGUUGAAGAAUGUCUGUUAGUGUAUGGAGAUGUAAUGACUGGAAGAGAACUGGUUUCUUGUGAUGCCUGCCAUUUCAUGACCUAGAGUACAUUAAGGUUAUUGUUGACAAGACUUAACAUGUGUCACUAGCAGGGUGUACAGAAUAUUAUGAGCUUAAUGGGCGUGUACACCACGAGACCGAAGUUCAGGUCAUAACAUCCCAUACACCCCGCUACUCACACAUGUAACAGACUGAUCAUGUGUCCACCAGUUACAGAAGGUAAUUUUCAGUUCAAUUUUGUUUGUGUGACAAUAUAGAUCAGCCUUGUGACCGCCAGUGGGAUCACCAUGAUAACUUAAAAUGUGAACGAGGUCAGUUAUGGCAUGACAAACAGAUGAUCAUAUUAACACUACAGGUGAUUUGUAAGAUCUUUACAUGACAGCGACUAGCCAAUCAGAGAGCAGGAUUUCAUUUCACUUAAUGAUAAUACUUUAUACACACAACUGUUUAAGUAAAGUCGUGCCAUGUCUGUUCAUAGUUAGACUU
This is a messenger RNA of Haliotis rufescens (red abalone), 9440 nucleotides long. RefSeq names its product TBC1 domain family member 1-like. Bases 392 to 4282 code for a protein of 1296 amino acids. The transcript has 20 exons. The record is from RefSeq and is a predicted model, not a curated record. Lineage: Eukaryota; Metazoa; Mollusca; Gastropoda; Lepetellida; Haliotidae.